CUGCAAUUUGAACAGAACAUGAAUGAUAUUGUAAAAGUUCUAAGCAGAGAAAUCUGGAAUUUAAAUUUAAAACCAAACGAUCUAAUACUUUCAGGAAUCCUAGAUACUGAAGAAAUAAGAGAAAGAAAUCCUGGAUUUUUGCAGAUGUUGCAUGAUACAAAUAUGCUAAAUAGUUUUGAAGAAAUAAUUACACGAUUAUUAUUGCCAGGAAAAUUAUCAAGUUUUGUUAGAAACUACCUUUGUGAAAAAGAGAUGAAAAUCUCUAAUAAUGAAUAUAGAUCUUUAUAUAUUUCGAUGAGAACCUUUAUUGAUUCAAUGGAUCAUGCUAUGAGUCAUAUAUCUGCCAAUAGAAAUAAUGCUAAUAGUGAUGGACCUAUCAAGAAAGCUGAUAUGUUUGAUAUGUUGAAUUCAUCAGACAAAGAAUUUUGCAUAGUAGAUAAAGACAACAAGGAUAAAAGCAAUUACAAAAAAGAUGAUAGUAGUAGUGAAGAAAUAGAGGAAAGUUGUAGUAGAAAGGAAGAGUGGACUGAAGAUGAAAAUUACGAUUCUUUAGAUAUUAUAUCUGGAAAGAUUAGUAGCAAUAGUGAUGAUAAUGAUGAGGAUAGUGAAAAUAGAGAUAGCAGUGAA
Messenger RNA from Racocetra persica, 627 nucleotides. NCBI's taxonomy places the organism in Eukaryota, Fungi, Glomeromycota, Glomeromycetes, Diversisporales, Gigasporaceae. The record is from the annotation of a GenBank genome assembly.